AUGAGAGUACUCCUGGUGCUGGCCGCUGUGGCCCUGGCGGCCGCCAACGUCGUCAAAGAUGAUACCAACGUCUUCAUCGGGAAGGAUAACAUGGUGAACUUCGACAUCAAGAUGAAAGAGCUCUGCAUCAUGAAGCUCCUGAACCACAUUCUGCAGCCCACCAUGUACGACGACGUCAGGGAGGUCGCCCGGGAGUGGACCAUCGAAGACAAUGUUGACAAGUACUUGAAGGCGGAGGUUGUCAGGGACUUCAUUGACACCUUCAAGAUGGGCAUGCUCCCUCGUGGAGAGAUCUUCGUCCACACCAACGAGCUGCACAUGAUCCAGGCUGUGAAAGUCUUCAAGAUCUUGUACUUCGCCAAGGACUUCGACGUAUUCAUGAGGACAGCCUGCUGGCUGAGGGAGCGCAUCAACGGAGGCAUGUUCGUGUAUGCCCUCACCGCUUGCGUGUUCCACAGAGCUGACUGCCGCGGCAUCACUCUGCCUGCUCCCUACGAAAUCUACCCGUACUUCUUCGUCGAUAGCCAUGUCAUCAACAAGGCCUUCAUGAUGAAGAUGACCAAGGCAGCAAAUGACCCUGUCCUGAUGAACUACUACGGCAUCAAGGUGACCGACAAGAACUUGGUAGUAAUUGACUGGCGCAAGGGAGUCCGUCGCAGCCUCAGCCAGAACGAUCGCAUCUCCUACUUCACCGAAGACAUUGACCUGAACACUUACCUGUACUACUUGCACAUGAGCUACCCCUACUGGAUGAAGCACGACAUGUACGCCGUGAACAAGGAACGUCGCGGAGAGAUCAUGAGCUACGCCACCAUGCAGCUGCUGGCCAGAAUGAGGCUGGAGCGUCUCUCACACGAGAUGUGCGACAUCAAGCCCAUCAUGUGGAACGAGCCCCUUAAGACAGGUUACUGGCCUAAGAUUCGCCUGCACACCGGAGACGAGAUGCCUGUGCGCAGCAACAACAUGAUCCUGGUCACUAAAGAAAACCUUAAGUGGAAGCGUAUGCUGGACGACGUUGAGAGGAAGCUCCGCGAUGGAAUUCUCAAUGGCAAGAUUGAGCGCCGCGACGGAACCGUGAUCAGCCUGAAGAAGCCCGAAGACAUUGAGUACCUGGCGCGUAUGGUGCUGGGCGGUAUGGGACUGGUCAGCGACGAUGCUAAGUUCAUGCACAUGAUGCACUUGAUGAAGAGACUGCUCAGCUACAACGUGUACAACUUUGACAAGUACACAUACGUUCCCACCGCCCUGGACAUGUACACGACCUGCCUUCGCGACCCUGUCUUCUGGAGGCUGAUGAAGCGCGUCACCGAUGUCUUCGUGCUCUUCAAGAAGAUGUUGCCCAAGUACACUCGUGAAGAUUUCGACUUCCCCGGAGUAAAGAUUGACCGUUUCACGACUGACAAGCUCGUUACCUUCAUGGAUGAAUAUGACCUGGACAUCACUAACGCCUUGUACCUUGACGACACCGAGAUGAAGAAGAAGCGCCCUGACAUGCUGAUGGUAGCUCGCAUGCGCCGCCUCAACCACCACCCCUUCAAAGUCACCGUUGACGUCACCUCCGACAAGACCGUCGACGCUGUUGUCCGCAUCUUCAUUGGUCCCAAGUACGACUGCCUCGGCCGCCUGAUGAGCGUCAAUGACAAACGUCUGGACAUGGUUGAGAUUGACACCUUCAAAUACAAGCUGGAGACUGGAAAGAACACCAUCGUCCGCAACUCCGUGGAGAUGCACGGCGUCAUUGAGCAGCGACCAUGGACCCGCCGCAUCCUCAACAACAUGAGGGACACCGUCGGCAUGAUCAGCAAGACUGUUGACGUUGAGAGCUGGUGGUACAAGACCCGCGUCGGCUACCCGCACAGGCUUCUCUUGCCUCUUGGUCGCUUGGGUGGUUUCCCUCUGCAGAUGUACGUGAUCAUCACCCCAGUGAGGACCAACCUCCUGCUGCCCACCGUCGACAUGAACCUGAUGAAGGAGCGCAGAACUUGUCGCUGGAGCGUCUGUUUCGACACGAUGCCGCUUGGCUUCCCCUUCGACAGAAAGAUUGACAUGACUAAGUUCUUCACCCAAAACAUGAAGUUCGCCGACGUGAUGGUGUACAGGAAGGACCUGGGUCUCUCCAACAACAUCAAGGACGUGGACAUAUCUGACAUGAUGAUGAAGAAGGAUGACUUGACCUACUUGGACACCGACAUGCUCACCAGGUGGUCCUACAAGGACGUCAUGAUGAUGAGCAAAGACGACAUGAUGCGAAUGUAA
This is a messenger RNA of Spodoptera exigua (beet armyworm), 2256 nucleotides long. The record is from the annotation of a GenBank genome assembly. NCBI's taxonomy places the organism in Eukaryota, Metazoa, Arthropoda, Insecta, Lepidoptera, Noctuidae.